CGUACUGAGUACACGAUUAUUCGCGUGUUAUAACCGAUAUGUGUUUGUCAUCAUGUUUCCGCCGCCGCUGGUUAUACAUAUAUUUGUUCUAUGCCGAAAUUCUCCGCUUCCACAAGUUCUUAAACUAUAUUUAAUCGUCAAAAUUGCAGAGAUGUUUUGCCCGUUCAGCUCCGGUGCUCCGCCAAGAGCCAACGUAACACAGACUGAACAACAACCACCUUUGAAUCUGAAGCAUCUUAGCGAAGCUGUCAGAACUCUUACUUCGCCACCGAACGAUGUGAUUUAUUCGGCUUUCAAGUCCAUAGUCGAACAAACCGAAUGUCCGGCGUAUAGUAAAAUACUGGACGAGCUACCACAAGACUAUUCAAGUGGUGAUAUUAAGUUAUUGGAUAUUUUGUAUGAUUCUGCACAAAUCGUAUUUGGUGACGGUGCCAAAGUAAUCGAAACCGUGGGCGCGACGCUCAUACAAGAAUGCCACGACGACCGGCAAAUUCGAGCGCUGAAGAGUUUGGGCGGCAAUCUGUACCAUUUCUUGACCACAUUAGAUGGUGUGCACGACGUCCUACAAAUGGGCGAUGACAAGGAGGCCAGCUCGGAUUUAACGUGCCGGCCAGGCGAUGAGCCAGGUGUGUUGGACUUGACCCUUCGGACUAGUAGACCAGAUGGAAAGCGUGUGGCCCACCUGUUGACCGGCACACUGUCCGGUGUCGCAACCAGGUUCUACGGGUCACGACCAGAUAUCCGACUUGGCAUGCACCCAAGUGACCCGUCAUUAUAUAGGUACACAAUAAAGACCACAGUUGACACUGAAGACGUUAAAGACUCUGCUCCAUUUUUGUCACAUCGAGCCAACGACCUAAAAAUGGGUGUAACGAGCUUCUGUAAGGCUUUUCCGUGGCACUUGGUGUUAGAUAAACGACUAGAGUUCGUACAAUUAGGCUCAGGGUUCAUGAAACUUUUCGGAAAAUGUCUACAACAAUUCGGUCGAUCGAUUCACACGUAUUUCAAGAUCAGAAGACCGAAAAACGUUCGUCUCUCGUUCGACGGUAUCGUGAACAGGGCAAACUCGCCGUUCGUGUUGACGCUGUGCCUGCCCGAGCCGCUUAAUCAUAAUUCUGCUGAGGGUUUGGAGUUCAAAGGACAAAUGGUUUUGUGCAACGAGUCUGGAUCGUUACUGUACGUCGGUUCGCCAUUGCUAGACGGACUGGACAGUCUGACCAGCAGAAGCCUGUUCAUUUCAGACAUACCAUUACACGACGCCACCAGAGACGUGAUAUUAAUUGGCGAGCAAGCUAGGGCUCAGGAUGGGCUUCGGAGAAGAAUGGACAAGUUGAAGAGUUCGAUCGAAGAAGCCAAUUUGGCCGUCGAUAAAGAGAGAGAGAAGAACGUCAGUCUUUUGCACACAAUUUUUCCACCAAAUAUCGCCAAAAGGCUUUGGCUCGGAGAGACCAUCGAAGCCAAAACGCACGACGAGGUUACCAUGUUGUUCAGCGAUAUUGUCGGCUUCACGUCCAUCUGCAGCACCGCUACGCCGUUCAUGGUCGUCAACAUGUUGGAGUCCUUGUACAACAAGUUUGACGCUUACUGCGGACAUUUGGACAUAUACAAGGUAGAGACAAUUGGCGAUGCCUACUGCGUGGCUUCGGGCUUACACAAGUUCAGUUCGAUACACGCUCAGCAAAUCGCAUGGAUGGCUCUGAAGAUGAUCGAAACGUGUAAAACUCAUCACACACACGACGGGAAACCGAUCAGAAUGCGGAUCGGAUUGCACACCGGAUCGAUAUUGGCCGGCGUGGUGGGCGUAAAAAUGCCGAGAUAUUGUUUGUUCGGCCACAACGUGACAAUCGCCAACAAGUUCGAGUCUGGUAGCGAACCGCUCCGGAUAAACGUCAGUCCGACUACUCACCAACUGCUGAUGAAGACCCCCGGGUUCUCGUUCGAGGAGAGGAGCCGGUCGUGUCUGCCCGUCGGAUUCCCCGAGCACAUACCGGGCACGUGCCAUUUCCUGUUGUCGUACGCGCACCCCGACUUGUCGCCCGACGACGCCACCGACUUGGACGCUCACGUCACCGCCGGCUUGCGACAGCUCACCUUGGACAGCUGAACAGUUCCACCACCACCACCUACACAGCCGUCACCGUUUCCUCGUAGAUGAUUACACUAUUACACGCGCACCGGCGGAACGACGUCGAUUCUUAUGAAAUUAUAUUAUAUUAUUGUAAUUUUUUGUGUUUUGUGUUUUUUUUUUUUUUUUUUUUUUGUUGUUGCCCACCCGUAGAAUUGCACUCACCAUAAUAUUAUGCCGAUGCGAGGAAAAACGUAAAAAAAGAAAGACAAAAAAAAAUAUUUUUGUUUGAUUAUUAUAUAAUAUCACAAUAAUAUGUGUAUCAUAGCUGUAGAGUUCAGCCCUCUCUCUCUCUCUCAUAUAUUAUAUUAUAUGUAUAUGUAUAUGUAUAUAUAUAUAUAUAUGUUAUUACGAUAUAUAAUAUCCUUAUCCUGUCAUCCCGCCAGUCGGAUCAACACCGCCGGUUAAAAGCACUCGAUUCGUGCAUCACGAUUCCUACACACACCUCGCUCACCUGAAUAUAAUAUAUUAUAAUUACUGUGACAUCGCCCGUCGCCGACGGUUAAAAUCACGUAAGAUGUACGUUAUUGUUUGUACAGUUAAAUUAUUCUCUCGCCUAAAAUAUUUAUAUAAACGUAAUAUUAUGUGAUCAAAAGCACAACAAUUAAAAUAUAAUCUCCGACAGCGGUGAUGUUAUUAUUUCUUUUAAAUUUCUCCGUUUAUCUCUAUAUAAUAUACGCAUUAUAUAUAUUGAACGCAAUAUAAAAAAGUCUUUUGAGCGUGGUCUCUUUUUCCGUAUUUACCGGCGGCGCAAUAUCCACUGCGUCUGCGACGAUAGACAUUAAUUUUUUUUUUCUUAUGUAUAAAAUAGAAUAAUAAUAAUUAUUAUUAUUAUAUAAAACGGUUCCGCGAUAUAAUAAUACAAAGAAUCGGGGGAAAAAAACCAUUUUAACGAAUGCAAGCGAUAAUUUUAUUCUAUAUAAUCGUUUUGGAAAAUACGGCCCAGUGAGACUGGUGGUAUUAAAUACCCUGUAUAUCCGUACGCUUUGUUCCACAGUAUGGCGGGCAAAAAAUUACUGAUUUUAGAAUUUAAAAAAAAAUCGUUUAAAUAUUUCUGAAACUUAAAGGAUUGAGAAAAAAAAUCAGUCUCCUCUAAUAUUAUUCUCUAACAAAUCUCUUGAGAAAUGAAAUUUUUAAAAGAAUAAACAAAAAACGAAUAUAAUAAUAAUAUUAUUAUAAUAUGAUCAAAGUAGACCAAGACCAAUUUUUUGUAAUUAUUAUAGCAUAAAAGAAAAAAAUACCUUUAACUAAUGAAUGGCGCCAAAUAAUGAUGUUUAUUAAUUCAGUAAAUUCAAAAGAACUUAAUCUGAAAUUUCAAUAACAACAUUGAACCUUAUUUUAAUCAAUAAUAUUAAAUUCGUAGUCUUAUUAAAAUUAUUUUUAAUUUUGUUUUAAUUAAAACAACUUCUGCGAUCAAACGCUUUUAUGACAAAUCAAUCAGUACAAUUAUAAAUCAACAAAUAUAAAAAAAAAUAUGAGCACGAUAAAAAAAAAACAAAGCAUUAAUUUUUUUUUUUUAAACCAUUUAAAAAUUAUAAAA
Rhopalosiphum maidis (corn leaf aphid) is the source of this 3665-nucleotide messenger RNA. RefSeq names its product head-specific guanylate cyclase (gene Gycalpha99B). Lineage: Eukaryota; Metazoa; Arthropoda; Insecta; Hemiptera; Aphididae. The transcript is spliced from 14 exons. Gene Ontology annotation, cellular component: guanylate cyclase complex, soluble. Bases 53 to 2104 code for a protein of 683 amino acids. The record is from RefSeq and is a predicted model, not a curated record. Gene Ontology annotation, molecular function: guanylate cyclase activity; heme binding. Gene Ontology annotation, biological process: response to oxygen levels; cGMP biosynthetic process.